GAAUUCCCUCGGACCACACCACCAAUGCCGCUGUAUCCAUUGAGACAACAUGGCUGACCAUGUUAGCCUGGUCUUGUAUCUAACUUAUCACUUUUUGGAAGCGUUGCAGUCUUGCACCACGGAUGCCAUUCAGUGUUGGUCACACGAUACUUUGAGAAAUAUUUUAUGCUUUGGCGAAGACUUUAGAAAGGUGAAAUCAAAUCCGAAAUGUCAUUUUAUCACAACAGGCAAUGAACAAACUUGAUACCACUGAACUCUCAUGUCUUCAAGAGCACAUCUCAUCUAUUGUUACCUGUUUUCAACAAUUUUCGUUGGAUACGUUGUCAUAUAAUCCUUUGACCGACUGCUUAUCGUGCUUGCUGGAGGUGCUGGUCGCCAAUCCUUACUUAUCCCAAGGUCAGCGUGAUGUUAUAUUCGAGUUUUGCCUGGACGCCGGCAUUGAGGUUUGCUCCCUUUUCGUUAGCACUCAAGCAUUUGCAAAGGUGCCCAAGUUUCCUCCUAUUACACACCAAACGGAUCACCCACUCGUUGAGAUAUCAUCCGCCACCCAUUGUCGCUGUUUUAUCGCACAUCUUCACAUUCUGUUGUCUCGCUCAGAGAAUGUAUUUUUAUUUCUUGAUUCCUGCUUAGCGCUCGACCCGGAUUAUUUAGUUUGCAUGGUUAUCAGAGCGUUGGAGCAAGUGGCUGAUCCCAUUGGAAAUGCCAAGUUGUUGGAACAUCACCUAAUCGAUUGGCUGAUUGCCGCAAUGGACAAGGAUCAAACGUUGUAA
Messenger RNA from Dicrocoelium dendriticum, 770 nucleotides. NCBI's taxonomy places the organism in Eukaryota, Metazoa, Platyhelminthes, Trematoda, Plagiorchiida, Dicrocoeliidae. The record is from the annotation of a GenBank genome assembly.